AUGAAAUAUUUCUCAAAAUUAGUUAGUCUUUAUAUACAAAAUCAAAAAAUUAUAAAUGCAAUUGUAAAAUGUUUGUGUUCAAAAUAUUAUGUUAAAAUGUUCGAACGAAUAGGAAGUGACGAAUUUCUCUUAAUAUCAUGUCCAAUGUACUGGAUCGCUUACACAGGUUCAGAUAAAGAAGAGACAGCUAAUAUAUUAUUAAAUGCGCUAUUACCAUCUUCAAUUCGUUUAUUACAAUUAAAACCUUCAAAACAUGUUACUCAUUUACUUGAUUUAUUAAAUCAUAGUUUUGCAUUAUGUAGUUCAACAAUAUUUACAAAUAAUAAUCUACUAGUUCCAAUAACAUAUACUUUAUUGUCGAUAAUAAGUGAUCAAUCAAUUUCCGAAGAAAGUCAAUCGAUGAUUAAAAGCAUUCUUCGCCUUUUGUUAACUUUGAUUAAUAAUAAUCAAAUGAUUUUCCAAUGUGUUCAACAACGUCAAGAAUUGUUUCAGAAUUUAAUUGGUUUAGAAGACGAAGCUUAUAUAAUAUUAGUGUCAAUAAUGAAUGAUUCAGAAAUUAAAUCUAUGAUCAACAGUAACGAAACUUUUGCUUUGUGCGUGCAAAAAUAUAUUGAACAACAGAACGAUACAAAUCAUUUCUUAACAGCAAGAUUAAAAUUUAUACUAGCAUCACCAGUAAAUGCAGAAGAAACGACAGUUCCACGUAUACCUCCUACUACACUUUUAUUUCAAUCGAUCUUUACAUCAAAUGAAAAUGAAAAUAAAGAAGGAAUAACGUUAAUGUGGUAUGAUAAGAACAUCGGUAUACGUGAUGAUACAAAAAAAACUAUUGAGUUACUUCAAAAAGUUAACGAUUAUGUUUUAAUUUGUUCAAAUCGUCAAACAUGUAUUGAAUAUAUUGAUCAAAUUAAAACAGAAAAAGUUUUUCUUAUUCUAUCUGGUAUAACUGCACAAGAUAUUCUUGAUGAAAUACAUGAUCAUCAACAAAUUGAUUCAAUUUAUAUUUUUUGUAUGGAACCUGAAAAGUAUGAAAUAUAUUUAAAUAAUAAUAUUUAUUCUAAAGUUAAUGGAAUUUAUACAAAAUAUGAACCAUUAUUAACUGCUUUACAAGAAAAUAUUCGUUAUUCAAUGAAACAAUCUGAAGCAAUUAGUUUAUUUGAUCAAGAUGAACGUUCGAUGCGAAAUUUAAAUGAAGAAAUCCAUACAUUUAAAUAUUUUCGUGUAUUCAAACAAGUUCUCUUAAAAACAGAAUAUAACAAUGAUAAAGCAAAAAAUGAUAUGAUCGAAAUAUGUCGAAAUUAUUAUCGAAAAAAUAAAAAAGAAUUAUCAGAUAUUGAUAAAUUUGAACAAACAUAUAAAUCAGAAGAUGCUAUUCGUUGGUAUACAAAACAAACAUUUGUUUAUCGCUUGGUUAACAAAGCAUUGCGAACAGAAGAUUAUGAAGCUAUGAUAAUACUUCGAUUUUUUAUUGUUAAUUUAUCUGAAAAUCUUCAACAAGAAUAUGAGGAUUACAAAAAAAAACAAAAUAAACGUUCACGUGUUCUUAUAUUAUAUCGUGGAUUAAAAUUACCUUUUGCAGAAGUCUAUUCACUUAAGCAUAACAUUGGCAAAACUAUUGCAACUAAUGGAUUUCUAUCCACUACUAGAUCAAAAGAUGUUGCUUAUAGAUUUGCUAAAAAAGGUAUAAAACGCACCGAUGUUGAAACAGUUAUCCUCGAGAUUGAAAUUGAUUUUAAAAAAUUAACAGUACCAUUCAUUGAUAUUGCUCAAUAUAGUGAUUUUCCAAAAGAACAAGAAAUUCUUUUCGAUCUAGGUGCAUCGUUUAUUAUAAAAUCGGCGGAUUAUGAUACUGAUCAAAAGAUAUGGCUUGUUAAAUUAUCAGUUGUGUCAGAAGAAACAAUGAGCAAGUAUACACAAGUAUUACUUGAAGAAUACAAGUCAGAAACAGAUAUGAACAUAUUACUUGGUAAACUACUCUAUAAAAUGGAAAAAUAUGAGAUUUGUCGAAGGGUUUUUGAAAAGCUAUUAAAUUUCUAUGGAAGUGAAGAAUAUGAAAAAUUAGCUACAAUUUAUAAUUUUAUUGUAGAAUCAUAUGCAUAUGAAAAUGAUUAUGAUAAAGCUAUUGUUAAUUAUACAAAAGCUUAUAAUUAUUACAUCAAAUUAAGACAAUUUCAAGAUGCUGCCAUAGUAACAAACUACAUUGGUGCUGCAUAUUUUAAUAAAAAUGACAAAGAAAAUGCGCGAUUUUAUUGUACUAAAUCACAGGAUAUGUGGAAGGAAUUGCCAACUUACACACCAGAAUAUAUUCAUUGUGAAAUUGGUUAUAUGCUGAAUUUAUGUGGUUGUUUAGAAGAUGAUAAUCAAAUUGCAUGUGAUUAUUUUUUGAAAGCUUUGAAGAUAUACGAGAAUCCAUCUAAAAUGUGCAAUCAUAUUCAACAUGAUCAUCGGAUUGCAGAAAUCUGUGAAAAUUUAGCAUAUCGAUAUAAUCAAGACAAUGAUAAUGAUAAAGCAUUAGAAUAUAUUAUGAAAAGUGUGAAUAUACGAAAAAAAAAUAUUUCAUCGCUGCAAAAACGUAAAAACUAUAUAUCAUGCUUAGAAAUACUAAGACAAAUCUGUGGAAAAAUUCAUACAAAUGUUUGGUCAGAAUAUGCGGAUCAAUUUCGGAAAUUAUCCGAUACCGAAGAUAUUGACCUACUUUCUCGCUACAAACAAGCACUUGAUACGCCAGACAAUAUACGAAGAUCACAUUUUAAACACAAUUAUAAUAUUAGUGAAUCAAGUAAGUUUUUAGAAUAUUCAUUAAAAACAUUGAAAUUCAUUUCAAACACAAAUCCCACAAAUUACGAGAACAUUAUUCAAGCACAUAUUGAUAUUGCACACGCUUAUGCAAAUACAAAAGAUUAUCAUUGGUCACGUCAACAUUGCGAAAAAGCUGUAGAAAUAUAUCAAACAAAUGCCCUUAAUAAUCCAAAACUUAUGUCAACAAUUUUUGAGUUGUUAUCCAAUACAUACUUGCAUUACAAUAAUUUUGACGAGGCAUUUAAUUUGCGAAUGAACGCAUUAACCACUGAUAACACUACACAUCAUUUAGCGCCAAGAGAAAAAGAAGCACAAUGUUAUUUCGAUCUUGGUUACGAACUUUUAGGUACGAAUCCUGAUAAAGCACUUGAAUUUACCAAUAAAUCAUUAGAAAUUCGAAUACAAAUUUUACCAGAAGAUCAUGUUGCAAUCGGCUUUUGUUAUCAAGAUAUUGGUACUGCUUACGAAAACAAAUCUAUGUUGGAUGAAGCAAUAAAGCAUUACAAAGAGGCAAUCGAAAUACAUGAAAAACAUUUAUUUGAUGAGGAAGAAUAUCAGUUCAAUGUAAGAGAGGCUUACGGACGAUGUCAUUCUAAUAUUGCUGGAAUUUAUACAAAGCAAGGUGGUUAUGAUAGUGCAUUUAAUUUCAAAAUGAAAGCAUUAACUAUUGACAAAAAGACAUGUCAUUUAACAGAAAAAGAAAAAGAAGCACAAUGUUAUUUUGAUCUGGGUGACGAAUUGUGUCUUACACAACCUGAUAAAGCACUGGAAUUUAGUAAAAGAUCAUUAGAAAUUCGACUAGAAAUUUUACCAGAAGAUCAUGCCACUAUUGGAUUUUGUCAUCAAGAUAUUGGUGCUGCUUACGAAAGUAAAACUAUGUUUGAUGAAGCAACAGAACAUUACAAGAAGGCAAUCGAAAUAUAUGAAAAGCGUUUAUUUGAUGAGGAACAAUAUCAAUUCAAUGUAAUAGAACUUUACGGCAGAUGUCAUUCCAAUAUUGCUGGAAUUUAUACAAAACAAGAUGAUUAUGAUAGUGCAUUAAAUUUCAACAUACAAGCAUUAAGCAUUGACGAAAAGACAUGUCAUUUAACAGAGAAAGAAAAAGAAACACAAUGUUAUUUUGAUCUGGGUGCCGAAUUGUGUCUUACACAGCCUGAUAAAGCACUUGAAUUUAUCAAUAAAUCAUUAGAAAUUCGACUAGAAAUUUUACCAGAAGAUCAUGUCACAAUUGGCUUUGAUCAUUGUACUAUAGGUAUUGCUUACCAGAACAAAUCUAUGUUGGAUGAAGCAAUAGAACAUUACAAGAAGACAAUUUUGAUAUGUGAAAAACAUCUACUUGAUGAAGAAGAAUAUCAGUUCAAGGUAACAGAAGUUCACAGACUAUGCCAUUCUGCUAUUGCUGGAAUUUAUACAGUGCAAGAUGAUUAUGAUAGUGCAUUUAAUUUCAAAAUGAAAGCAUUAACUAUUGACAAAAAGACAUGUCAUUUAACAGAAAAAGAAAAAGAAGCAC
Rotaria sordida is the source of this 4309-nucleotide messenger RNA. NCBI's taxonomy places the organism in Eukaryota, Metazoa, Rotifera, Eurotatoria, Philodinida, Philodinidae. The record is from the annotation of a GenBank genome assembly.